CGGAAGAGCAUCCAGUAUGGCGACUUCCACGGGACAAGAUGGAAAGGCUGUUUGUUCCUCGAGUGUGGAUCUGUUGCUGCACCCUGAGCUGUUGUCUCAAGACUUCAUGCGGCUCAUUUUAAGUGAGAAAAAUGUCAGUACCAGAGACUGUGGGAGUCGGGACCGGCUCACAGACCUCUACCUCCGGCAUGUCAUCCCGCUGCCGCAGAGGACUUUGCCCAACAGCCGCUGGGGAAGGAGGGUGGAGAAGAGCCGAGGGAGGCAGACACCGGCCGGUCACAGUGCGAGUAACGACCACAAUAGGAAAAGGCCUCUGAUCGUGUUUGAUGGCAGUUCCUCUCAUUCUGGCCUGCUCAAAGUGAGGAAACCAGAGGGAAGUAGCACAGUGUCAACAGGGAUCACUGACAGGUUAAAACCUCCUCCAGCAGGAAACCUGUCCAACCCCAUCCGCAAACUAUCAGGCAACACCUCUUCCUCAUCCAUUCAUCGCAGCACUGACCCCGCAAACCUCAAACGAGAAGCAAACAGCUCGGUUACACCGAAGUCACCAGAGGUGAAGAAAAAGAUCCAGCAUGUGACAUGGCCCUGACUCACAGAGACCUGAUGAGAGCUCAGGCUCUCGAAGACUGAUCACUCCCUUCCCAUCACUGAACACCCAACUGUUGCUGCCCUCUACCUUUGUUCUCCCCAUCACAAUUUUCACACUAAUUGCAUCACAGAAAGAGGUGGAAGCCGUUUUACCUGUGUGUCAUGGCCACCUCCCUGCUCUCGUUCAGUUCUGGGAGCGGAGAGGAUAGGGCGGUGCUCCGAACAUCGCCCUGCUUUUGACGUCACAGGCCUCCUCGUAGCUUCCCACAACCUCAAGUGCCCUUACCAUCAAUGAUCUGCAACUCCUGAAUGCCAUUUAGGAAAUUAUGGCUGUCCGUAUUAUGUUUCUGUGAAGGAAUUGGUUUUGGUAAAAGGGCCUCAAGUACUGGUUUGCAAUGGUUUAAGGGUGAGUUUCUUGGAUUGGAUAUGCUGAAAAAAAAAAAAAAGACUGAAACAGAUGCUGAAGAAUCUCACAGUCUGAGACCCAGACUGUCAAAGUGCUGGCGUAUCCAAGAGGCAUUGCGAACAUGUUAUGUGGCAGUGUUUAACAAAUUUCUGCUUUGGUGUGUUCGCUUGAAAUUUUGAACAGAUGUUAUGUAUUAUUUUUAUCCUCGAUUAACUUCAUUCCACUGAGCUUUAUUCGAACCUCAGUGCAGUUUCACGAGUUGUUCAGGGUUUUUAAAUAUUAGUGUAGUGUGGUAAACAUUACACAGAGGAAAAACGAUUUUCUUGUACAGCUGGAUCAUAAUCCACUGCUGAGCAGCCAUUCUGCCACAGACGAAGCAGGUAAUUUACAUUCAUACAUGUAAAUAUCACAUUUUAAUGAUUCAGGAAAAGAAAGGAAUAUGGAUUAAACAGAAUAAAGUCUUGUUGAAGUAGAUUUAUUUGAAAAUUGUGGAUAAAUUGACUUUGCGGUUGCUGUCUUUGAAACUGACAGAGUUUAGAAACAUACAGUAACAGGAUUCACAAAGCAUUUUGAAUCCACUGUCAAAUCAAGUGACAUAUUUGUACAAACAGUUUUUUUUUAAAUAAAAUGUCCAAUACAAUG
Messenger RNA from Seriola aureovittata, 1636 nucleotides. It is a transcript of the gene tslig2, whose product is annotated as chromosome 11 C2orf49 homolog. NCBI's taxonomy places the organism in Eukaryota, Metazoa, Chordata, Actinopteri, Carangiformes, Carangidae. The transcript has 4 exons. Gene Ontology annotation, cellular component: tRNA-splicing ligase complex. The record is from RefSeq and is a predicted model, not a curated record. The coding region runs from base 17 to 589 and encodes 190 amino acids. Gene Ontology annotation, biological process: embryonic morphogenesis.